Molecule: messenger RNA, 4138 nt
Organism: Podarcis lilfordi (Lilford's wall lizard)
Lineage: Eukaryota; Metazoa; Chordata; Lepidosauria; Squamata; Lacertidae
Source: the annotation of a GenBank genome assembly
CUCGUUUUUACACCUCCAGCUCCCCCUCCUUCCCCCGCUUGGUUCUCACAGGGGCUGACCAGAUUCCCCAAAGGGAAACCACAGCAGGAUUCGAACACAAGAGCAACACUCUCCCCUCCUGUGGUUUCAGAAGCACCGCUGCCUCUAUCUGUGGAGGCAGAGCAGAGCCAUCCUGGCUGGGAGCCAUUGACAGCCCUCUCCUCCUCCAUGAACUUGUCCUAGGAUACUUUGAGAGAGAUACUUUGAGGUGCCUCUGCUCCCUCCAGGCAGUCCUUCCUGCUGCCUGUUUGCCCAGAGGCCAGUGCCGUCCCCGCCCCCUCUGAGGCCACCGGCCCUUGCCCGGAAUCUGCGGGGACCCAGGACGGGGCCUCCGAUAAGCAGGGACCGCCAGGUCCAUCCCACUUGGUGGGUCAGUGACUUCCCAUCUUGGCUGGCAAACACCGCAGAGCGAGAGGCUUUUCUGGCAGGCAGAGGAGGGAGGACGGCAGCAUGGCUGUGCCUGAGGGCCUGGACCCGCCCAGGGUAAGUGCCCAGGGGUCCCCCAAAAUGGGCAGGAGCACACCAGGCCCCCCUUUUAGCAGAGGGUGGGGUGGGCAGGGCAAAGGGGUCUGGGCUCUCAGUUGAGGGGGUUCUCACAUUGUUGGGCACGGGGAGAGCAAUGGGUCUCCUCAAAGGUCACCCUGGUGGUGGAGGGUUUUAAGCAGAAUUAGGGGGGGGGGAUUCUGAAGCUGUGAUUCCUCCAUGGCAGGGCAACUGGGCUAGAUCACCCUCCCACUCUACAAUUCUGUGAUUUGGGUGCGACUGCUCAGAUUUGAGCCCUGCCAGCUGGGAGUGAGAAUCUGGUCUAAGGCCGUUCCUGCACCAGAUAUGUGAAGCAGGUCAGAGGAUCCUGGGAACUGUAGUUUGUGAAGGGUGCUGGGGAUUGUAGCUCUGCGAGGGCUAAACUACUGUUCCCAUUGGGGUGUGUGUGUGUGUGUGUGUGUGUGUGUGUGUUUUAGGGGCGGAAUGCACUUUGAAGGUGCUUUAAGGGUUAGGCAGAGGCUGGUGCCCCUUGUGCCAUUGCACAAGGACGGUCCAACAUCACGCGCCCCGAUUUGUUAUGGCAGGGGGGGUGGGCAGAGGGAAGCCCCCCAGCCACUGGCUUACAGGAAAGGCAGGGGCGACCUGGUGCCAUUGUCCAAAUGAAAUGCCCUCCUCAGUCUCUGCGUGGCAUCAGAGGCCUCUUCCAACAAAAAAAAUGAGGAUUUUCCCCUUACAGCAAAAAACCACCAAUAGUGUCUUUCACAUCUGUAGGAAGACACAGGGCUCUUGCCAGCAACUAAGUGCCUCUCCUGGGGGCAGAAAAAGGGCACCUAGAUGAGGAUAUGGAUAUGGGAUAGAACUCAAAGCCAGAGCUAAAGGAAGGAAACGAGUGCCCUUUGGAUCCGUGCUUUCUGGGGGGGGGGGGCAAGCAGAAGCCCUGACAAGCCCCCAGCCAGUGACACUGAUUAGCAGUCAAGGCAAACUAUUCAUUAUCAUCAUUUCAUAAAAUGUCUACACUUCUUAACUGUAAAGAAACCACAAAACCCUCCACACCCUCAAAGUGGUUUACAUAAAGAUAAAACUAUAAAAUCAAGAAAAGUUUAUAAGAACAGUUUUAAAACAUAUAAAAAGUUAAAAUACUGAAAGAGCUUUAAAUUCACACCAGCUUUUCAAGCAUCUGGACAGGCUUGAAGAAUGUUUUUAGACAAGAAAGUUUUUAGAAAGGUGUUAAAAAGAACCAGAGAAAGUGCCUGUGUGGUAUCAAGAGGCAGGGAGUUCCAGAGGUUAGGGGCUGCCACUUCUUCUUCUUUGACGAUCACUCGUAGCUGAGUAAGAUUGUCUUCCAUGAACACGGUUUUAACAGUGGGUCCGUAAGUGACUGUGGAGGCCAAUUCUGGAUCCGCACGUCCUUCCACAGUGGGCAGCAUUUUCUCUUUUGCCUGCUGGGCCAGCCUGGCCUCAGUGCUCUCCUGCGCUCAGUGGUCGAACAGCAUAUCCUCUCCUGCCUUCCUGAACAUCCCCCCACUUACUGGCCUUCCUUUGCCUUCCUCUCCCGCAGGGCAAAUGGGUGGCCGUCGGGCACUUCCUGCUGCUUUGCCUCUCGGCCCUGGCACAGCCCGGUGGCCCCGCGGUUCCCUGCCCGGCUCUGUGCCAGUGCUUUGGGAACCUGACCGUCUUCUGCUCGGAUGAAGGUCUGGAGGACAUCCCCGAGGGGGUCCCCGCCGGCGCCACCCAGCUCUUCUUCGUGGGAGCCCCCCUGUUCUCGCUUCAGAGCGGGGCUUUCGCCAACAGAACCGGCAGCCGCCGCCUCGCCAAACUCGCCUUCCUGGGCAGCCCCCUCCGGUCUCUGGGGCGCGCGGCCUUCGAGGGGCUGCCGGAGCUCCGGGAGCUGGAGAUCUCGUCCAGCCAGCUGAGCGCUCUGAGCGGAGAGGCCUUUCUGGGCUUGGCCAACCUCAGCACCCUCGCCGUCAAGUUCAGCCCCAUCAAAAGCCUGGAGACGGAGCUGUUCAGCAACACGCCGCGCCUAGAAGCCCUCCACCUCCAGGGCAACGAGGUCGGGUCUCUGCCCCAGGACGUCUUCCGCCCGCUGUCAUCCCUCAAGACCCUCACCUUGUCCCAAAACCACCUCGCGGAGCUGCUCGCGGAGGUCCUCGGCCCGCUCUCGGCCCUGCGGGUGCUGAAGCUGAGCGACAACCGCUUGGCUGGCCUCCCCGCCGGCCUCUUCGGCCCCCUGAGAGAGCUCCGGGAGCUCUUCUUGGACGGCAACGCCCUGGCAGAGCUGCCCCCGGGCACCUUCGCCCCGCUGAGCGCCCUGACGCGCCUCCACCUCCAGCACAACGCCCUGGAGCGCCUGCCAGCCGCGGUCUUCUCCGCCCAGCGCAACCUCACCUUCCUCUACCUGGACGGCAACCGCUUGGCGGAGCUGCCCGACGGGCUCUUCCAGGGCACCCCUCACCUCGCCGAGCUCUCCCUGGCGGGCAACCGUCUCCAGAGCAUCCCGGAGGGGCUGUUUGGCAAGCUGGGCAGCCUGGCGUUCCUGGGGCUAUCGCACAACCGCCUCGCCCACCUGCCUGCCGGGGUCUUCCAGGGUCUGAGCGCCCUUGCCAGGCUGCAGCUGAGCCACAACAACCUCACGGCCCUGCCGAGGGGCGUCUUUGCCAACCUCACCACCCUGGAGGCCUUGGACCUGUCCCACAACCAGCUGGCCACCCUGUCGGAAGGGGUCUUCGAGGGCAACGUCAUCCUGGGCCAUGUGGCCCUGAAGGGCAACCCCUGGACGUGCGACUGCCACCUGGCUCCCCUGAAAGACUGGCUCCAGGACACGGACCCCCUGAUCAACGCGCGGGCCUUGUGCAGGAGCCCGGCUCACCUGCAGGGGCUGAGCCUGCCGGCCGUGCAGAAAGAGCAGCUGGUCUGUCGGCGGGGCCUGGCGCCCUCCCGGUGCCGGGCGGAGCCGGGGAUGGAGGAGACCUCCGCGGAACCCAGCGCCCGCCCUCCGUGCCCCUACCAGGAUCCGGCAGGUGCCAUCCACCUGGCGUGCGACCGCGACGCUUGCCACCAGCUUAGCCUGAGUCUCCCGCCGGGAGAGAGCCUGCAGGAGGCAGGGCAGCGUUUCAGCCAGGACUGGAUCCUGGACUCGGGCUGCGGCGCCGUGAAGGUCCGGGUGGCCGUGAGCAUUGAGCCCCUGCCCGGAGGGGAGGCGGUGGCAGCCCCCUCGGAAGCCCCCUGAGGCCGGCAUCCCCUGCCCUGCCAGUGUGGCCCGGAGAGAGGGGGAGCCCUCCGGAGAGAGGGGGCUCCAGCCCCACCUGAGCCUUGCUGCAUCCUCAUGGGGACGAGGGAGGCCUACACUGCAGGGCUGUCGGCAGGACGUGCUUGGUAUCAUCACAGACGCUAACAGAAACAGAAGCCGUUGUGACCCAAAUCAGGCUUUGUCUAUGUAGUUUUAUCUGCGGGUCUCCCCAGGAUCCCAAAGGUCACCCAGUGGGGAUUCUGAAAGCAUGGAUCCACUGCCUCCCAGGGCACGGUGGGGGUGUACGUCUUGUAGGAUUUGCGGCCUGAAGCAGCAAUUAUAUAUUCUGUCACUUUCAUUUCAUAUAAUAAACCAAGCUUUCUUUAU